Messenger RNA from Morchella importuna, 720 nucleotides. RefSeq lists its product as uncharacterized. Gene Ontology annotation, cellular component: trans-Golgi network; endosome. The transcript is spliced from 6 exons. Gene Ontology annotation, biological process: phospholipid translocation; retrograde transport, endosome to Golgi. NCBI's taxonomy places the organism in Eukaryota, Fungi, Ascomycota, Pezizomycetes, Pezizales, Morchellaceae. Bases 1 to 720 code for a protein of 239 amino acids. The record is from RefSeq and is a predicted model, not a curated record.
AUGAAUUUCCUCGUUCUUAUAGUCCAGAAAGUCGCCCCAAUAUUUCUCGUUACCAGUCCUUUAACGAGUUAUGCGGACCAAAUACGGAACAUACAUAUUACAAAAUCUUCUCGCGGCUUUUCUCUUGAUACCCCUCUUAUCAUGCUAGUAGCUUCUAUUCUUCGAUGUUUUUACUGGAUUGGUUCUCGAUUCGAGACGAGCUUAUUACUUCAAAGCCUCAUAAUGAUCCUCGUUCAGGGCGUACUACUUAAGGUUGCUCUUGAUCAUCGAUCUACUGGAGAUGAAAGAGUCCCUUUUGCGGGCGUGGUAUACCCUACGAAACGACCUUUCAAUUUCUGGCAGUGGAGGCCUCAGAGACCAUACUGGGAGUUCCUGGCCUACUUCUUCGUGAUUACGGCUAUCCUUCAGCUCUUUUUCGGGUCUUCUGAAUUUUUUGUGGGACUUCUUGGGUACUGCGCCCUAGGAGUGGAGGCCGGCCUUCCGAUACCACAGGUUCUAGCAAACCAAAAGGCUAGAUCUUGCAAGGGCUUCCGCCUGUCGGUACUUGUAUCUUGGUUGAUUGGUGAUAUCAUGAAGACUGUGUUUUUCUAUUCUUCUGAUCAUGUCGGGAUGCAAUUUCGGCUGUGUGCUGGUAUCCAGUUUGCUCUUGAUGCCUAUCUCGGCUUUCAAUUUUGGAUGUUUGGGAAUGGCGAACUUGCGAAGGAUUUUGAAAUGUCCUGA